This is a messenger RNA of Penicillium griseofulvum, 1113 nucleotides long. Its product is annotated as CE1 family esterase. NCBI's taxonomy places the organism in Eukaryota, Fungi, Ascomycota, Eurotiomycetes, Eurotiales, Aspergillaceae. The coding region runs from base 1 to 1113 and encodes 370 amino acids. The transcript has a single exon. The record is from RefSeq and is a predicted model, not a curated record. Gene Ontology annotation, molecular function: feruloyl esterase activity.
AUGCAUCUCACAACACUACUAUCUCUCGCCGCUCUCACGAGUAUAAGCACAGCCAACACACCAGGCUGCGGCAAAGACAUACCUGCCAAGUUCCCAGAAGCAGGAUCAAGCGAGAGCCUUACCCUCCCAAACUCAGACCGGCGAUACAGAUUGUACAUCCCGGCCAACUAUGACAAGAACAAGCCAACACCGGUAUACUUCUCCUUCCAUGGAGCGUCGCGCAACAUGCUAGAUCAAGAGCAACUAUCCCAAUUCUCAAACCCCGAAUUCAACCCCGACGGAAUUGCCGUCUACCCAGACAGCAAAAAUGGGUUCUGGCUGUCCAACCCGUAUGCAAAGACGUCGCGUCCCAACGAUCUAGACUUCACCAAUGAUCUGCUCACGCACGUGGAAGAGUCCCUCUGCGUCGACACAAGCAAAGUGUACGCGACAGGAAAGUCGAAUGGCGGUGGUUUCACUGGCGUCAUUGCCUGUAACGCGACUGUUGGAAGCCGGUUUGCGGCCUUUGCGGCUGUCAGCGGCGCCUGGUAUAAUACAGACGAUAUUCCGGGUGUGGGGCCGUGUGCCCCCGCUAAGCGGGACGGGGGAUAUCCUUUCUUGGAGAUCCAUGGCACUGUGGAUACGACGGCGCCUAUCGAUGGUGACGAUGAGGAUAUUCCCAAGCUGGCUGUCAUUGAUGUUCUUCAGGGUUGGGCGGCUCGAAAUGGAUGCGGGGACCAUGCCAAGUGGACUACGAAUGAGACUAUCUUCGAAAAGCCGCCUGUGAAUCAUGCUUCUUGGGACUGUGACGGGAAGAAAGGUAUUGUUCAGCAUUAUCGCGAGGCUAAAAAUGGCCAUUGCUGGCCAAGCACCGUUGGCAAUGAUGACUAUGACCGACUUGCCGCACAGUGUCCCUUGGGCAAGUCGGAGUUCAAUGCUACUCAGUACAUCUUUGACUUCUUCAAGGGGGAUCACUCGGACAUGCCUAGCACAACAAGUACUGGCGCACCAGGUCCCACUAGUACUAAUGGCACAUUCCAUGGGAACCACAGCCCAAAGAUUUUACACCCCAUGUCCAUCCAUGCUUUGUAUCUUAUCUUUGCAGCUGUUCUUAUCAAUUCGAUGCAUCUGUAA